This is a messenger RNA of Lachancea nothofagi CBS 11611, 870 nucleotides long. NCBI's taxonomy places the organism in Eukaryota, Fungi, Ascomycota, Saccharomycetes, Saccharomycetales, Saccharomycetaceae. The record is from the annotation of a GenBank genome assembly.
AUGAAGCUUACUGCCUCAACUACCAAAACUUUAAAGAAUGGCGUCAAGAUCCCCAUUUUGGGGCUUGGUGUAUACAAAGCCCCUAAAGAGGAAACUGAACAUAUUGUUUACACCGCAUUGAAACAAGGCUACAGACAUGUUGACACUGCACAGUUCUACGGAAAUGAAAGGGAAGUUGGUUUGGCAAUUGCCAGAUUUCUAAAAGACACACCCGAAUUUACCAGAAGCGACGUCUUCUAUACAACUAAAGUUUCGCCCACAAACCAUGGCUACGAGCAAGCCAAAAAGUCAAUUCUCGAGUCUCUGGAGAAGGUCAAAGAAAUUGGAUAUGUCGAUUUGUUUCUAAUUCAUAAUCCUAUGGCAGAACCAGAGCAGCGGUUGGGAACUUGGCGCGCGUUGCAAGAGUUCUAUGAAGAGGGCAAGAUAAAAGCCAUUGGGGUGUCAAACUACAGCAUCAAACAUCUGGAAGAACUAUUGAACUGGAAGGAGCUCAAAGUGGAGCCUAUGGUCAAUCAAUAUGAACUGAAUCCAUGGCUUCUACGAGAAGAUUUGUGCGCUUUCUGCGAGAGUAAGGGAAUCAUUAUUGAAGCCUUCUCGCCUCUCACACGGGGAUUCCGUAUGAAAGAUCCGCUACUGCAAAAAGUCAUCGAAAAAUCAUACCCUGGCAAAUCUCCAGCCCAAAUCUUGAUUAGAUGGUCUUUGCAAAAAGGUUUCAUCCCACUUCCAAAAUCCAGCAACGAGCAAAGACUGCGUGCAAACUUAGAGUCUUUGGAUUUUGAGAUCAGUGAUGAAGAUAUGAAGACUUUAACUCACGAGAAUGACUACUUCGUCUCUAAUCCUAAUUUCGACCCGAUCAAAAACUGUCCUUAG